This is a messenger RNA of Dibothriocephalus latus, 189 nucleotides long. The record is from the annotation of a GenBank genome assembly. NCBI's taxonomy places the organism in Eukaryota, Metazoa, Platyhelminthes, Cestoda, Diphyllobothriidea, Diphyllobothriidae.
CUCGGAAUUAUUGAGCUGCAAGAUCCAGGUUUUGUCCUCGUCAUCGGUGACUGCGAGGUGCCAUCGCAGGAACUGUGCGAUGUGGACUGUACAAUUACGCGGCGGUGUCUGCACGAGGGGCCAGUCAGCAACAUCAUUCGCAUAAUAUUUGGGACCCUGUACGAGGCCCUGCGUUCCCAAGGCUCCUAA